Molecule: messenger RNA, 475 nt
Organism: Didymodactylos carnosus
Lineage: Eukaryota; Metazoa; Rotifera; Eurotatoria; Philodinida; Philodinidae
Source: the annotation of a GenBank genome assembly
AUGAUUUUUGAAAAUUUUAAAAAUGGUACAUCAAAUCGUCGAUCCGGGUCUUCUGAGCAACAAAAUAUGAUUAUUAAUCGUUUACUGAAUCAAAUUGUUCGAGUUCUUGCUCAAAAUGAACGGCUUCUACAAGAAAAUCAUAAUCUUGUUCGACAUCUUUUGCAACAGGACCAACGAUCACCAUUAAUGUCAAUUCCUGCUUUGUCAUCCGCACAACAGUCGUUUGUACAUCAACCUUCAUUUCUACCACAAUCGAAAGAAACCGAAAAACAUAUUCCAAAUCCAACGUCUACACCAAAAAUCGAAAGAAAAAAAGUAAAUAAGGUAAAGUAAAUAAAAUAUUUACUAUUUACUUUAGUAAAGUAAAGAAACUAUUUACUAUUUACCUUAGUAAAGUAAAUUAAUUAUUUAGUAUUUACUUUUGUAAAGUAAAUAUAUUUACUAGUAAAUAUAAAAAUGUAAUUCAUAUUUCUCG